Messenger RNA from Cladocopium goreaui, 732 nucleotides. The record is from the annotation of a GenBank genome assembly. Lineage: Eukaryota; Dinophyceae; Suessiales; Symbiodiniaceae.
GGUGCAGAUGGCGCCCAAGGGUCGCAGAGGCGUCUUGGUGACGUCCUCCAAGCAGAAGAAGGUUUUCCUGGAGGAAGAUGACGAGAAGCUCCAAUCCCAGAGAGAGUGGGAAGACUUGGAACGCGAAGCGAAAGAAAUCGUCCGUCUGCGCCUGGCUUCAGAGUCGGGAAGGCCAUCGGCUGCCUAUGAUGAUGUGGCGGAGGCAAAUGCCGAGGUCAUCGAUAAGACGGUGGAUGGAGAAGUUAGCACAGCAGCAUCAGCAGCUGAGAAGAAGGAAGACUCAGACUCGGAGAGUGAAGACAAGGAGUCGGUGGCCGUUGCUCCAAUCGCCUCCGACGCCGGGACCUCCAUGCCCGAGACGCGCGGGAAGAGGAAACGCGCGGGGAAGAAGAAGUCGGGCGCGCAGAAGAAGCGGGAGAAGAUGUCGCGAGAGGAAGGUGGUGACCCUCGACGACAGAAGGAGGAGGAUGAUGAUCGAUGGCUGAAGUUGCGCCUGGCGGGAGAAGAGAAGCCUCGAAGGAUCGAUGCCAAUCGCAUCGUCUCCUACUACGACUUUGAUGGCCGCGGCAAUCCCAUCCGAAAGCCCAUCGGCUCGGUGGAGACGGCGGAAGAUGAGGAGGAUUUCAUUCCUGGGGAUCGCGUGACGACUUCUUCUGGUGGCAACUUCAGAGGCCAGUUGAGCCAAGACCUUUGGGCUGCGGAUAGCGACGAGAGCGAAUAGACAAGAGGUCC